AUGGCAACGCCCACCACCCCCAACACCCACCACUACCCGCCCCGCCCCACCUCCCUCACCCACGCCCACUCGUAUCCCAAACCGCUGGGCCCUCCACCCGUCCCGUCGCCCUCACGCUCGCACACUUUUCUGCAACACAGGACGUCGAGUCUGCGUGAUCCACCAAAGGGCGCGACGGGUUCGCCGGACGUUGGAGAGCGGGAAGGGGAGAAUCAGCGGCAACUGUCGCAUCAACCGCCGACGCCGGUGACCGCCAAUUCGACUGUUGGUAAACCCGCCCAGCCUGUCAAGGUCGCCAGGGGGAGAAGAAAGAAGGACGCUCAGGAGAAUGCGGAGGAGGAUGAUGCACAAGGGGGCAAGAGACGGAAAUUGACGAAACCGAAACCUUCGCCUUUGACUGUACAGCCGCCCGACUCGCAUUCGCCUUCCAAAGACUCGGGUCCCAGCACGGGCGAGUCGUCUGUAAGUGUUGGGCGAAGCGUGGCUUCGGGAGGGUUGCAGCAGCAGCAGCAAGGGCUGCCGAAACCGAUGGGGUUUGCUGCUGCGAGAGAAGCGAGGAGAGAAGAGGGGUAUGAUGUGUAUGGGAUGGUACCGAGCCCGGUAGUCAUGGGGUUUGAUUUCAAGUCGGUCGAGGGGGAGCAGCUGAAGACUGUGCGAGAGAGUCUGUCAAUCAAGGAGCAGCAACAGGCUCUGAUAGCUGCUCGUCGUAGAGAAGCAGAAGUUGCUGCCAACAGCAACCCUUCGACCCCCCGUGAUCCGUCCAUGGUGCCCGCCCAUCCGCAAAAGACUGGUCCAGACCCGUCGAUGACUUUGGCGGUGCCGACAAGUGGAAGUGUGGGGAAGAGAAGGGAGAAGGUAAAGGACAAGGUGGACAAGAUGACAAUCGUGACGGGGACGGCGGGAAAGGAUGCAGUCCCAGGUUCUCGAAGCGCACCACUGAACCAAAACCUUGCCAUCCAACAAUCCGUCCCUCGCGACAUUCCCUCCGGUUCCCGGACCGCCCUCCCGCCAAACGCACUCCCUUCAUUCUCCUCUUCCUUCCAACACUUUUCCACCGACCCGCGUACCGCACCCAUCUCGCAUGCGAGAGGGAACGGAAUGCAAGAUAGGGGAGAAGGAGCAGAGUUUGCGAGACAGCAGGGAUAUUAUUGGAGGUUGGAUGGUGGGAGAGGGCCUGGUCAUGCGAAUGGGGCGAAUGGGUCGGGGUCGAGACCGUCGGUGGUGCCGGAUGAAGGGAGGCGCAAUUUUACAGUGCCCAGUAUCGCCCUGCCGAGGCUGGAGGGCCAGAUGUCGCCUGUAAAGUCGCGCAACACCAGCGGCGCUCCGCAUUCAGUCCCCAUCUCCCGCAAUCACUCGCACCAAUCCAUAUCCCAUUCCCAGAGCACCUCUCCCCGAUCUCAACCCCCACCUCCAGCCGCGCCCAUACCCUCGCGCGAAGCCUUCCUCAACCCAUUCGCAUCCCUCUACGAUUCCUUAUCCCAAACUACCCACUUGCAAAGUACUCUCAAUUCUUUGCUGCACUCUUCCGAGAACCUCACGGCUCAACAGGCGAGGCAGAUGGAAGAGUUCAAGAGUACAAUGUCGAUGGCCAACGGUUUAUUGGGGAGCUUGCAGAGUAGUGCGGAUUCGUUGAGAGAGAUGGUGAGAUAUGAAGUGGAGAGGCGAGGGAGGGAGGAUAGGAGAGAGAUGGAGGAGAUGAAGGAGAGGCUGAGAAGGUUGGAAGAGGAGAGACGAUAGACGACAGGCGAUGUUUAAUCGACGAUUGUUGACGAUUCUCAUGGGUGAUCAUUAUGUGUACGACUGCCCCCCGCAUCUUGUUAGAAAGUGUAUCAUAUAUUUAUAUGGAUUAGUUGAGC
Cryptococcus amylolentus CBS 6039 is the source of this 1856-nucleotide messenger RNA. RefSeq lists its product as hypothetical. The record is from RefSeq and is a predicted model, not a curated record. The coding region runs from base 1 to 1737 and encodes 578 amino acids. Lineage: Eukaryota; Fungi; Basidiomycota; Tremellomycetes; Tremellales; Cryptococcaceae. The transcript has 4 exons.